AGAUGUUUCCCGUCAUCCCCCAGGCUCGUUUGGCCCUGCGCUCUGCUAUUUCAGUCGCUGCCAAAUAUCAUUGUAUCCCACGGACUGGUGUCGUAUCCGUCGCACCGAAUCAUUUUCACACGUCUAUUGCGAGACAAGACAUUGAUCAGGCUGCGAGGUACAUUGGAGCGGGAGCCGCCACUGUCGGUGCUGCUGGUUCUGGAGCUGGCAUUGGCUCCGUUUUUGGAAGCAUGAUUAUUGGAUACGCCCGAAAUCCCGGUCUAAAACAGCAGCUUUUUACGUAUGCCAUUUUAGGAUUCGCCCUAAGUGAGGCUGUCGGCCUGUUUUGCUUGACGAUGGCUAUACUAAUAUUGUUUGCAUUCUAAUAUCCUCUCUGUUUAGCCAUUUUCACUGUCACUUUUCUGCUACGGGAAUCAAAAACCGGCAUUUCUAUGACUCCCGGUACAUUUGCACUCUUAGUUGAAGUCAGAACUGUGAAAUACACCAUGUAGAAUCGA
This is a messenger RNA of Dicrocoelium dendriticum, 497 nucleotides long. Lineage: Eukaryota; Metazoa; Platyhelminthes; Trematoda; Plagiorchiida; Dicrocoeliidae. The record is from the annotation of a GenBank genome assembly.